Molecule: messenger RNA, 2882 nt
Organism: Vigna radiata var. radiata (mung bean)
Lineage: Eukaryota; Viridiplantae; Streptophyta; Magnoliopsida; Fabales; Fabaceae
Product: mitogen-activated protein kinase 15
Exons: 10
Coding region: 736-2412 (558 amino acids)
Biological process (GO): intracellular signal transduction; protein phosphorylation
Cellular component (GO): cytoplasm; nucleus
Molecular function (GO): ATP binding; MAP kinase activity
Source: RefSeq, a predicted model, not a curated record
UCAUGAUACCUGUAAUUAAUUGGGAGUCCUUGUUCCUUUAUCAUGCGUGUUUCUGUUUCCGAGCUUGAACACCCUUCUUCAUCAUCAACUACAUUGCACUCAUCCACCACUUCUCUCUUUCAGAUCCAAAAUCUUUUCUUUUUCUCACUCCCACUUCUUCAUUCUAACCUCUGGAAUUCGCUUCUUCAAUUUCCCUCUUUGUCCAUUUCCUUUUCUUGUGUCUCUGUAUAUUAUUUUUUAUUCGUCCCCUUUAGCCCUGUUAGUGAUUAUCGCCACAAGAUUAGUUUUUUCGGCUGGUUCUAUGCUUAAUUCAUUAGACUAGCUCGUUCUCCUACGUGAUCUCUAACUGGGCAUUUCAACUACACUUUUGGUACCACCGCCAAAUUGUCUAUGUUGCUCUUGUUUCAAUUUCCGUGUUCUCCGCCCCUUGUACAAUACUGUGUAGUGUAUAGUACAUUCCUUUGUCACAACCGUGGUUGAUUUUAGCUACCAAAUUUUACUAGGUCUGCCUUCGUAUUAUUGAGCUCUAAAGUUUUUUUUUUAUUCUUCUUAAUUUAUCCUCUUUUUCUAUUUUUUAUUUUGCACUUUUAUUUGACUUUUGCAUUUUGAUCAUCCCUCGUGAUCCGGAGAUUCUUUUGCCAUUCUAAAUUUACUGGAAGUGGGAGUUUAGUGAUUUGAAUUUGGGUUACGGUUGGGUUGUUCAAUCAUAAUCGAGUUUUAUGCUUAGUUUCCAAUAUGCCUCAUGAUCAGAGAAAAAAGUCAUCUGUAGAUGUAGACUUCUUUACAGAAUAUGGCGAAGGGAGUAGAUACAGAAUAGAGGAAGUGAUUGGUAAAGGAAGCUAUGGUGUUGUUUGCUCUGCUUAUGAUACACACACAGGAGAGAAGGUUGCAAUAAAGAAAAUCAAUGACAUAUUUGAACACGUUUCUGAUGCCACCCGCAUUCUUCGGGAGAUCAAGCUUCUUAGACUCUUACGCCAUCCUGAUAUUGUGGAGAUCAAGCAUAUUUUAUUACCUCCUUCUAGAAGGGAGUUCAAAGAUAUAUAUGUUGUAUUUGAACUUAUGGAAUCUGAUUUACAUCAGGUCAUCAAAGCAAAUGAUGAUUUGACUGCAGAGCAUUACCAGUUUUUUCUCUAUCAGCUUCUUCGAGGCUUAAAGUAUAUACACACAGCAAAUGUUUUUCACCGAGAUCUGAAGCCGAAAAAUAUUUUAGCAAAUGCUGACUGCAAACUGAAGAUUUGUGACUUUGGUCUUGCCAGAGUGGCUUUCAAUGAUACACCGACUGCUAUAUUUUGGACAGAUUAUGUUGCUACACGGUGGUAUAGGGCUCCUGAAUUGUGUGGAUCCUUUUUCUCCAAGUAUACCCCAGCUAUAGACAUAUGGAGCAUUGGCUGCAUUUUCGCAGAACUUUUAACUGGGAAACCUCUUUUUCCAGGGAAGAAUGUUGUCCAUCAAUUGGACCUCAUGACUGAUUUUCUUGGAACACCCUCUCCUGAAGCCAUUGCUAGGGUACGGAAUGAGAAAGCUCGAAGAUACUUGAGUAGUAUGCGCAAGAAGAAGCCAGUUCCUUUCUCUCAAAAGUUUCCCAAUGUAGAUCCCCUUGCUCUUCGGGUUUUAGAAAGAAUGUUGGCAUUUGAACCUAAGGAUCGACCUACUGCUGAAGAGGCUCUAGCAGAUCCAUAUUUUAAAGGCUUGGCAAAAGUUGAGAGAGAGCCUUGUUCUCAGCCAGUUACCAAGAUGGAGUUUGAAUUUGAGAGACGUAGGAUAACAAAGGAAGACGUGCGAGAGCUUAUAUACCGAGAGAUUCUGGAGUACCAUCCAAAGAUGUUAAAAGAACAUCUAGACGGAGAAGAGCCAACAGGAUUCAUGUAUCCAAGUGCCGUGGACCAUUUCAAAAAACAAUUUGCAUAUCUUGAAGAGCAUUAUGGAAAAGGUGGAACUGUUACUCCACCUGAGAGGCAACAUGCAUCAUUACCCAGGCCAUGUGUGUUGUAUUCAGAUAACGAAAGGCAAAAUAUGGCAGUGGUUGCGGAUGAUCUCUCCAAGUGUAGCAUCAAAGAAGUUGAGAAGCCAGCGAUAGACAAGACCGGUGGUAUCCCAAUGACCAGGCUUCCUUUACCAGCUCCUCAAAAUAUUAAAGGUGUUGCAGCACGUCCAGGAAAAGUUGUAGGUUCAGUACUGCAUUACAACAACAGUAGGGUGGCCGAGACUGAGCAGCGGAAGACGGGUAAAAACCCGUCUGUUUCAGCCAAGUAUGCUGCUCAAAGCUGUUCAUACCCAAGAAGAAACCCAAACUGUAAAAUUGAGAGGGCAGUUGAAGGAAUUGAAGGUGCUAAUGGACUUCAGACAAAGCCUCAAUAUCUUGCACGCAAAGUUGCUGCUGCUCAAGGGGGACCUGGUGGUAGUUGGUAUUGAUUUUGAAAAUGUUGAAUUUAUGCCCUGCAAUUGCUUUGUGCCAUCAUAUUAGGGUUUGUUGUUCAUACAGAACCAGAUCAAUCAAUCAUCUGAAUUGAACAAAGAUAGGAGUGGCCAUAGCAUCAACAACAUCAAUCAGUGAGAGAGAUAUAGGGAUUAUAAUCUAAAGAAGUCUCCAGCUGGAAGUUUGGAAGGUUCAACAUGGUGCAAUUCUUUCUGUCUAGUUCGUUACCAACAGAGAAGGAAUGAUCUGACAAGCAUGGAAUGAAGGCAAUGCAGCUGCUGCUGCUGCUUAUUUGUGGUGUUCACUUGCAGAAUAUAAGUGAUUUGUAUUGUCUUGGUCAAACAAUCCCAUCUUUCUCUGUUUCUUCAGGUCAGGUUUGAGGCUGACUCUCUUCCAGAGUUUAAUUAAUAAUUUGUAUCCUUAAUUGUUAAUUGAAUGAAAUAUUGUAAACUUGUUUUAAAUUUAA